This is a messenger RNA of Phacochoerus africanus (Common warthog), 2011 nucleotides long. RefSeq names its product acyl-CoA dehydrogenase short chain (gene ACADS). NCBI's taxonomy places the organism in Eukaryota, Metazoa, Chordata, Mammalia, Artiodactyla, Suidae. Gene Ontology annotation, molecular function: flavin adenine dinucleotide binding. The coding region runs from base 211 to 1338 and encodes 375 amino acids. The transcript has 11 exons. The record is from RefSeq and is a predicted model, not a curated record. Gene Ontology annotation, cellular component: mitochondrion. Gene Ontology annotation, biological process: butyrate catabolic process; fatty acid beta-oxidation using acyl-CoA dehydrogenase.
GACCCGGAACCGUGCUCACUGUUAAGAGGUCUCCGGGUAGCAGUGCAGUAUUGUCACCUGACUCCGGUCUCAGUCCUUUAUGGCUGCCGCGCUGCUCGCCCGAGCCUGCGGCCCUGUCCGCGGAGCUCUCUGGCCUCGGGACUGGCGUCGCUUGCAUACCAUCUUCCAGUCUGUGGAACUGCCUGAGACACACCAGAUGCUGCGUCAGACAUGCCGGGAUUUUGCCGAGAAGGAGCUGGUUCCCAUUGCAGCCCAGGUGGACAAGGAACAUCGCUUCCCGGAGGCUCAGCUGUGGCUGUGGACAGAAAGGUGAAGAAGAUGGGCGAGCUGGGGCUCAUGGCCAUGGAUGUGCCCGAGGAGUUAAGUGGUGCCGGCCUGGAUUACCUGGCCUACACCAUCGCCAUGGAGGAGAUCAGCCGGGGCUGCGCCUCCACUGGAGUCAUCAUGAGUGUCAACAAUUCUCUCUACUUGGGACCUAUCCUGAAGUUUGGCUCCAAGGAGCAGAAACAGCAGUGGAUCACUCCUUUCACCAGUGGUGACAAAAUUGGCUGCUUUGCCCUCAGUGAACCAGGGAACGGCAGCGACGCCGGGGCUGCUGCCACCACUGCCCAGGCAGACCAUGACUCAUGGGUCCUGAGUGGCACCAAAGCCUGGAUCACCAACGCCUGGGAGGCCUCGGCCGCCGUGGUCUUCGCCAGCACGGACAGAUCCUUGCAGAACAAGGGCAUCAGCGCCUUCCUGGUUCCCAUUCCGACGCCUGGGCUCACGCUAGGGAAGAAAGAGGACAAGCUGGGCAUCCGGGCCUCAUCCACCGCCAACCUCAUCUUUGAGGACUGUCGUAUCCCCAAGGAGAACCUGCUGGGGGAGCCUGGCAUGGGCUUCAAGAUCGCCAUGCAAACCCUGGACAUGGGCCGCAUCGGCAUUGCCUCUCAGGCCCUGGGCAUUGCCCAGGCCGCCCUGGACUGUGCUGUGAACUAUGCUGAAAACCGCAGGGCCUUUGGGGUGCCGCUCAGCAAGCUCCAGGGCAUCCAGUUCAAGUUGGCGGACAUGGCCUUGGCCCUGGAGAGUGCCCGGCUGCUGACCUGGCGCGCUGCUAUGCUGAAGGAUAAUAAGAAGCCAUUCAUCAAGGAGGCGGCAAUGGCCAAGCUGGCUGCAUCGGAGGCUGCAACUGCCAUCACCCACCAGGCCAUGCAGAUCUUGGGUGGCAUGGGCUAUGUGACAGAGAUGCCUGCCGAGCGGCACUACCGUGAUGCCCGCAUCACUGAGAUUUACGAAGGCACCAGUGAGAUCCAGAGGCUGGUGAUCGCCGGGCACCUGCUCAAGAGCUACAGGAGCUGAGCCCUCUGUAGGGCCAACCAGUGCCCUCCGGGGGCAGGGCUGGCCUGAGGGUCACAGGAGAGGCGGCGGAGCCAUGUGCCUUUACCCUGACCCUAAGUCAGGGGGCCACGCCUCCUCUUGCCAGGACUCCCCCGGAACCCAGCCCUUCUGGGUGGACCUGCCACUCUCACCUUCGUCCACCCGGGAACAGACUGCCAGGGAGCCUAUCUCAGAGGAAGGAAAGGUGGGCCUGUGACCUGGCCUGAGGACCCCCAUCUUCAGCUCAGUUUCUUGGCUUUGCUCCCUCUCACCAUCAGCUGUGCCUUAUUUUCUUCAUCUGGAGGCAGGGCUGUGGGAAGAGCGAAAUUAUCACUCAGGGACUCCCCAGCUCUGUUCUUUGUGUCCUGGUGCUCAGCAUGAGACCCAGGUGUGACUGCUUUGGGCAGUGUCUGCUUUUUCCCCAGAGGUCAGAGUUCGGGAGGAGUAGUUUGGAGGCCAGAAUGACCAGGCGUCAAAGCAGCAGAAAUUGUGUUCUCUCAGGCCUCUGGCAGUCUUGGGGUUGGAUCAUUGUGGAAGCUGCCCUGCCCUGCGCCCCUUUAACCUUUUUUUGUCAGGUGUAAAUAAGUGAUUGGGGCCAGUCACAUUGGGGCCAGUCACAUGUGGGAACUAAGUAAUAAAGCAUACCUGUCCCUAA